This is a messenger RNA of Xenopus tropicalis (tropical clawed frog), 1369 nucleotides long. RefSeq names its product cytohesin 1 interacting protein (gene cytip). The record is from RefSeq and is a predicted model, not a curated record. The transcript has 8 exons. NCBI's taxonomy places the organism in Eukaryota, Metazoa, Chordata, Amphibia, Anura, Pipidae. Gene Ontology annotation, cellular component: cytoplasm. The coding region runs from base 36 to 1121 and encodes 361 amino acids.
UCUGGUUUUAGAAAAGGCAUCUUUAUGAUAGUGAAAUGUCUUCAAAAAGUCGCAAGAAUGAAGAUGUCUGCAGGUCUCAACUGGACAACCUUAAUAGCAUUGGGACAUAUUCGCCACAAAUGUGUAGCAAUGAGAUAAAUGGCAAAAGGAGCCACUUUCUGGCGAGGGCACUGGCUACAUUGCCCCGGGGGCACAAACACGCUGCUAUGACCAGAUCAAACUCUUUGAUUGAAUCGUCUGGAACUGGACCACAAAGGAGAUUACUGGCUGUAGUUAAGCAAGAUAAUGAAACAUUUGGAUUUGAAAUUCAGACCUAUAAACUGCAACAUCAAAAUGUCCAUGCCUACGAAAUGUGCACUUACGUCUGCAGGGUGCACGACAACAGCCCUUCCUCUCGCGCUGGAUUAAAGAUUGGUGACAUGCUAAAGACCGUAAAUGGAGUCUGUACCGACGGCUUCACCCACCAGGAAACUGUAGAUCUAAUUAGGGCAUCAGGAAAUUACCUCAGGAUAGAGGCAGUUAAUGGAACAAAAAUUAGAAAAUCAGAAUUGGAAGCCAAGCUGUUGUUUUUAAAGCAAGACUUUCGUGAGAAAUGGGCCGAGCUGAGAACAGUACUGAGGAAAGAACAGGAGAUCAUUUAUGGAACAGUAGAUGAACAAAAAAUACAAGAAGCGAUGGACUCUCUUCAGUCCAAGAUGUUUGAAAGUCCCACGGCAUCAACCUCAUUCCUGAAUAAGCACAGAGUUUCGAGCGGGAGCAGUUGCAAAAGCCGACUGAGUUUCAUGACUGACUCCAGCGACGACUACUUGUGGCAGAUGUCUGUUUUUGAUGAAGACUCCGCUAGCGAAGGUUUCAGCCGCCAGUCUAGUAUAGACGAGGACACUUUCUAUGGGAAGCCCAAUGGGAUCUCCUCUAAAAGGUCUUCACUGAGCCGCCACAGGAGCAUCAGCGUGACUAGCAGCGGAAGCGAAUCCAUGUCGCCCAACUGGGACACACUAAGCUUUUCUAAUUUCUUCGGGACUUUGCCGAGGAAGAGCAGAAGAGGGAGCAUUCGGAAGCAUUUCUUGAAGUAUAUCCCUGGGUUGCACAGAUCAGUAGAGGAAGAAGAGAGCCCAGUCUGACAUUCACUUUACUGCUCAUGAGUUCUGGUAGCAUUAAUCUAGAUUGUAUCAGGUUAGAAAGAGAAUUAAUAGAAGCAAUGGACUAAGAUGAUGAAUAUAUACUGACUUUACUGUAAACCAUAGCUAAUACAAAGGUACAUUGCUAAGUAUAUAUGAACGUUAUAUAGCAGCUCUGCAAUAUUUAUUUAUUUUGUAUAUAGGAAGUCAUUAAACACAACUUUUUUUUCAAUAAAACAUAUUCAAUUAAA